Messenger RNA from Ostrea edulis (European flat oyster), 2147 nucleotides. RefSeq names its product procathepsin L-like. The record is from RefSeq and is a predicted model, not a curated record. NCBI's taxonomy places the organism in Eukaryota, Metazoa, Mollusca, Bivalvia, Ostreida, Ostreidae. The transcript has 10 exons. Gene Ontology annotation, molecular function: cysteine-type endopeptidase activity. Bases 293 to 1375 code for a protein of 360 amino acids. Gene Ontology annotation, cellular component: lysosome.
GCAAUAUAACCCUAUGCCUCUGUAGUGGGUUUUGAAUAUUUAAGUAUACAGUAAUUGAGGAGGAAUUUGCAUUCAUGUUGACACAAGUUUUGAAGUAUGUGAUAGAUAAGUGUUCUGAAGACCAGGCUGACCAUGUCACCUGGUCACAUGAUCAAUAUUAGGCGUCACUGUAUAGAAUUGUAGUCACAUGGUAAGUCACAAGGCACUAACACUAGUCCAUAUAAAAGCUGCUCCUUUCGGUUGUCAGUCACUGUAACAACAGCUGGAACAGCAGAAAAGGAACUAAAAGAAGAUGAAUGGUUUGUGGUAUGUUUGCUUACUGGCAGUAGUCAGAGGAGCCUCUGUCCAGUCGGGGAAUGUCCAGUGGUUUGACAUAGUAGAAGCACAGAAACAUCCUGAACAGUUACACAUCCUACGAACCAAGGCUGGGAUCAACUAUCAACCUUAUGAACAGGCCUGGAAGGAGUUCAAAAUCCUACAUGGUAAAACUUAUGAAGCACUAGGAGAUGAGGUCCGUCGUUUCCAAAUCUUCAGAGAUAAUGUCCAGAGGAUUGAAGAACACAACAAGCUGUACCACCUCGGAAAGAAAUCCUACUACCUGGGGGUCAACCAAUUCUCUGACCUGGAACAUAGAGAGUUUGUGAAAUACAAUGGUCUCAACAGAACGUCACUGAAGGAUGGGGGAUGUUCGUCAUACUUGGCUGCCAACAAUCUGGCUCUCCCAGACUCCGUGGACUGGAGAACCAAGGGCUAUGUCACCAAAGUCAAAAACCAGGGUCAAUGUGGUUCCUGCUGGUCUUUUAGCACAACUGGUUCCCUUGAAGGACAACACUUCCGGAAGACGGGUAAACUUGUCUCGCUCAGUGAGCAGCAGCUGGUCGACUGCUCCGGAUCUUUUGGAAAUGAAGGCUGCAAUGGUGGACUUAUGGACAAUGCAUUCAAAUAUAUAAAGUCAGUGGGAGGCAUUGAAUCAGAGGAGGAAUACCCAUACAAAGCAGAGAAGAAAACAUGUAAAUUUGAGAAGUCGGAUGUGGUUGCUACGGACAGUGGAUGCAUUGAUGUUGAGAGUGAGAGUGAGUCGGCCCUACAAAAAGCCUUGGCUGAGGUCGGACCUGUCUCCGUGGCAAUCGAUGCCAGCCAUUCUUCAUUCCAGUCCUAUGCAGGAGGAGUUUAUGAUGAACCUGAGUGCAGCUCUGAGCAGUUGGAUCAUGGUGUGUUGGCUGUAGGUUAUGGUACUGAUGACAAUGGAAAGGAUUAUUGGCUCGUUAAAAACAGCUGGGGCGAGGAAUGGGGUAUUGAUGGUUACGUCAAAAUGACCAGAAACAAGGACAACCAAUGUGGAAUAGCUACACAGGCCAGCUAUCCUCUUGUGUAAACAGUGUCCAAUAUACAGGGGGGAAAAAAAGACAUUCCUAAGGAAGACAACCACACCAGAGAAAUAAAAAACUUUCCAGCAAUUUUAUUUAAGAUAACAUUUGACCAUGUCUCUAUAGAUAUAGCUAUGCUACAAAAUCCAUAUUUAAGAAUGAAAACCAAGACCAUCUUUAAAUUCUUGCUAUAUAAAGUAUGAUUGCUAUCAAAAGUAUGAAUUUGUUUAAAUGAAUCAUAGCCAUUUUUUAGUGGCACACACAUUCUUAAGUUGUGAAAACAUUCAGAUUUUGUGAGACUUUUGAUGUGUGCAUGGUGCUUGCAAGAUGUGUGAAUUUUUCCGGUGCCAUUUGUAUAGGCCCUUUUUUUAUGUGUAUAUCAAUAAUUGUGAUAUUUAUAUGGAUAUUACUUUAUGUUUUUUUUUAAAGUCACAAUUAUGUUGUACCGAUAGGAACUUAUUGCUUUGGUAACAGUAUUGAUAACAUUUCAUUAAAGUAUGAUAUAGUUUUAGGAGUACAAUAUAUUAGAUUUUCAAUAUCUCAUUUUCUUCGUGGAUAUUGAAUUUCCUAUGAUGUUCUCUUUGUCAGAUCUGGUGUUCUUAUGCAUGUUUUGUGUUUAUCCUAUGAUACUUUGAUUCUCAUUCAGGUUUGUGUUUUGUUUUUUUGGUUGAUCAAUAGAAGGCAGGUGCAUUUCUGACUUUGCUGAAACGUAUACAUAUUAUUUCAAAACAUUUUUUAAAAAUUGUUGUCUAUCAAGAAAUAAAGUAUUUUAUACAUAAA